AACAAAGGUGUAACCUCGGAGCGAAUCUUUAUUAGCAUCUGGAAUUACGUGAGGGUGCUCACAACUUUAGAGGGAAGCCACUGGCUGAGGGGAAGCUGAUCCGUGCUAACCAUCGCUUCGAAUAUCCCAAAGCGGAAGGAGGCAGCCUCUUUCGAUGCCCUGGUACGUUGGAAAGUGGGGGUUCUAGUUAGAUAAGCUGUGCCAUUUAUCUUCUCGGCUUAAUUGCAUCGCUCCGAGUAUCUCUGUUUAGACAAUUCCCUUAGUUAUAUAAAGAAGCGCCUUUUCCUCAAUUUCUGUGUUCCCCACGUCUCUAAAGUACCGAAAUGAAGAUUAGCAAGCUUACAACUGGAGCUUCCUUGUUAGGAAACGCCAUCUCUGCCAGCCUAUCCACCGGUCAACAUAUCUUCCACAACGAUGAAAUCCCAGUGGAGGUCUACUCAACUUUGCCAGACUCUUUCAUCGAUGAUAUCUACGGCGGUUUGGUCAACACUCCAGUUGUGGUCAACCACAGAUUGAGGCGCUUGAACACUGGCCAGUUAACUUUUGGCAAUGAGUUCCAGGCUCUUUCCCGGAGAAGAAACAGAUACCAACCCUACGAGGACGCGGUGUUUGGUGACUAUCCCUACGACUCCUACGCCGAGGCUUACUUCCUGCAGUCGACCAACCUUUUGAAACAGAAUCAGAUCAAGUACCCUGACGACGACAACCUUGAGGAUAUGGACAGUGUCAGUCUUUUCGGGGGAAUUGUCACGUUCGCACACUUUCCUACCAAAAACUGCUUUGCCAACCUUGCCCUGGAAAUUGACAUAGCAAUUGUGGGAGCACCCUUUGACACGGGCGUUUCCUACCGCACCAGUGCACGCUUCGGGCCAAACGUGUUGAGACAGGCGUCCAGACGGUUGGGUCAAGGAUUGACUCCUGUUCGUGGAAAGAAGGGGUCAAAAUUAUCCAAAGUCAACCCUUAUGAAACCAACUUGACGAUAAUAGAUUGUGGAGACAUUCCGAUGACGCCAUUCGACAACCGUCUCGCGUUGAACCAGUUAUAUAGAGGGGAAAGGGCAAUACACCGUCAUCCAACAUCCAACCGAACGGCAACGACGGUUCCAAAGAUCAUCACCUUAGGCGGGGACCAUACCAUCACCUUAAUGGCUCUCAAAUCUAGUUUCGAAAAACACGGCCCUGUCACGGUUCUCCAUUUCGAUUCGCACAUUGAUACCUGGGACCCGAAGGUAUUGGGUGGGGGUAUCACCAAGUAUUCUUCGUUGAACCAUGGUACUUUCUUGCACUACGCCCACGAAUUAGGCUACUUGGCUGGCAAAAACUGGCACUUGGGCUUGCGUGCGCCAUUAAUCGUGGCCGCUGACGGUCCUCAUGACGUUGAGUGUGGGUUUAAUACCAUUACCGCGAGAGAAAUUGACACCCUUGGGGCUCAAGGCAUAGCAAAGAAAAUCAUGGCUAGCGUAGGAACCUCAAACCCCGUGUAUAUCUCGGUGGACAUUGACGUGUUGGAUCCGGCGUUUGCACCAGGAACCGGUACGGCUGAGCCUGGGGGAUGGAGCACGCGUGAGUUGUUGACCGUAUUGGAUGCGCUAGAGGGUUUGAAUGUGAUUGGGGCGGAUGUAGUUGAAGUUGGUGAUGGGUAUGAGGAUAGGGCAGGUACCACCGGCUUGGCUGGAACCGCGGUCAUUGAUUCCAUUCUCGGGCUCAUGGUUGUAGAUGACUACGAAGUUUGAUUGUGUUGGUAGCUAUUUAGAGCAAUA
Molecule: messenger RNA, 1760 nt
Organism: Babjeviella inositovora NRRL Y-12698
Lineage: Eukaryota; Fungi; Ascomycota; Pichiomycetes; Serinales
Gene: AFP99
Product: Afp99p
Exons: 1
Coding region: 324-1733 (469 amino acids)
Molecular function (GO): agmatinase activity; metal ion binding
Source: RefSeq, a predicted model, not a curated record